Messenger RNA from Ailuropoda melanoleuca (giant panda), 728 nucleotides. RefSeq names its product phospholipase A and acyltransferase 3 (gene PLAAT3). Bases 1 to 558 code for a protein of 185 amino acids. The transcript is spliced from 3 exons. Gene Ontology annotation, molecular function: A2-type glycerophospholipase activity; glycerophospholipid phospholipase A1 activity. Gene Ontology annotation, biological process: N-acylphosphatidylethanolamine metabolic process. NCBI's taxonomy places the organism in Eukaryota, Metazoa, Chordata, Mammalia, Carnivora, Ursidae. Gene Ontology annotation, cellular component: cytoplasm. The record is from RefSeq and is a predicted model, not a curated record.
AUGUUCCGAAGCCGGGGCCCAGAGACCACAAGCACCUUCUCCAAAGCCACACAGCAUGUGUCUGACCCUGCUCCCUUUUCCCUUCCGUUCUGCUCAUGCUCUUGUGGAUGGUGCUGGGGACCUGUGGAUGGACCCCUAUGGGCCUGCCCAGGACCAAUCCCUCUGUCUCCUCUUUGUGAAUCCUCAGGUGAAGUUGCGGGAGCUGGUGCGGCCAGCAUCAUGUCCACCCUGACCGAGAAGGCUGUAGUGAAGAAGGAACUGCUGUACGAUGUGGUCGGGAGAGACAAGUACCAGGUCAACAACAAACAUGAUGGCAAGUACUCACCGCUGCCUCCCAGCAAAAUCGUCCAGCGCGCAGAGGAGCUCGUGGGGCAGGAGUUGCCCUAUUCGCUGCCCUGCGAGAACUGCGAGCACUUUGUGAACGAGCUGCGCUAUGGAGUUGCCCGCAGUGACCAGGUCAGAGAUGCCGUCGUGGCGGCUGGCAUCGCAGGAGUGGGCUUGGCAGCCAUGGGCCUCAUUGGAGUCAUGUUCUCAAGAAACAAGCGGCAGAAGCAAUAAGCUGAGGGGCCCGUCUGGUCAGCAGUGACUUUACAAAUUUACGGGGUCUGUUUGGGCCAGAGGUUUUGAGGUUUGGUUUGUGGAUUUCAUUCUGUUUUAUAGUAAGGCUUAUUUUUACAGACUAAAAUAAAGCCCAACAAGGGAGCCCUUUACUGGAGGAAACGUAGCAA